GGCUACUUUUCGGAUUUCGGACAAGAAAACCAAAACAAUGAAUGCGCCGCCGACAUUCGAGUCAUUUUUGCUCUUUGAAGGAGAAAAAAAAAUUCAAAUCGAAAAGGACACCAAAGUACCAAAUGCUGCCAUUUUUACAAUCAAUAAAGAAGAUCACACUCUUGGAAACAUGAUAUGCACUCAGCUGAGAAAAGACCCCCAGGUGUUGUUUACUGGGUACAAGAAUCCCCACCCCCUGGAGCACAAGAUUGUUCUGCGAAUCCAGACCACAGCCGACUACAGUCCACAGGAGGCCCUGACAAAUGCAAUCACCGAUCUCAUCUCUGAAAUAUCCCUCAUGGAAGAAAGAUUCAGGGAAGCAGUAAGAGAAAAACAGGAAGGGGAUAUCUGAGGCUGAUGUGUGUUCAUGGACAACUGACUUUAGAGCAAGUGGGAUUUUACCACUUUAUGACUUGUGAGCAAGUGGGAUUUUACCACUUUGUGGUGUUCCAACAGCCAUAAAGAGUGUCAUUUAGAUUAAACACAAACUGUAUAAAUGCAUACGUUGUUUCAAGUGUAAGAUAUGUAGCUUCACUGGCUGGCUCAGUAAGUCUGUGUCCUCAGUUCCUGUAUCACAAUCAUAAUAUCACCUCAUUUAAGUCUGAACAGUUAACUGAACAUUGUUGUAAGGUCUUUUUUGGCUUACUCAAUUUGGAUGUAAAACAUGUCUCUGAUGUAUAUAUCAUGUGAAUAAAGAGGAAAAAUUACAA
This is a messenger RNA of Mya arenaria, 749 nucleotides long. Its product is annotated as DNA-directed RNA polymerase II subunit RPB11-a-like. Gene Ontology annotation, molecular function: protein dimerization activity; DNA binding. The record is from RefSeq and is a predicted model, not a curated record. Lineage: Eukaryota; Metazoa; Mollusca; Bivalvia; Myida; Myidae. Bases 38 to 391 code for a protein of 117 amino acids. Gene Ontology annotation, cellular component: RNA polymerase II, core complex. The transcript is spliced from 4 exons. Gene Ontology annotation, biological process: transcription by RNA polymerase II.